Messenger RNA from Oldenlandia corymbosa var. corymbosa, 189 nucleotides. Lineage: Eukaryota; Viridiplantae; Streptophyta; Magnoliopsida; Gentianales; Rubiaceae. The record is from the annotation of a GenBank genome assembly.
AUGGUUUUAUGGUCAUAUCCUCCGACUCGGAAGCAGUUAACGGUAACAGUGUUAGGUUUGAUCACCGGCGCUUCUCUUAUCGCCGUUGGGGCUCAUCUUUCUUUCACCAAAAUUGCCCCUCAACAAGCUCGUGCUCAGGCCCGGAAGAACUACAUCAAAGCCCGCCUUAGGCAACUCCUGGACGAUUAA